Messenger RNA from Gadus chalcogrammus (walleye pollock), 1034 nucleotides. RefSeq names its product zinc finger protein 431-like. The record is from RefSeq and is a predicted model, not a curated record. Gene Ontology annotation, molecular function: RNA polymerase II cis-regulatory region sequence-specific DNA binding; DNA-binding transcription factor activity. Bases 120 to 761 code for a protein of 213 amino acids. The transcript has a single exon. Lineage: Eukaryota; Metazoa; Chordata; Actinopteri; Gadiformes; Gadidae. Gene Ontology annotation, biological process: regulation of transcription by RNA polymerase II.
CCAUUACUUUCUCUCUUUGUUUCCUCUCUGAAGAAGACGUCAAUGACAUUAGAGACUGCAGCACGCAGCGCGGCGCCACCUCAGAGAGUCUGGGUGUGGACGCCCCUGGCUCCUCCCACAUGUCAAGUCACAGCGGGGAGCUGCGGAUCCUGAGCGUUUACGGACAAGGGGAGGGCCCACUGGCGGUGGCUGGUUGGUGGAAGGUUUCUCCCAACAAUGCCAAUAUGAUCGUACACAUGAGGACCCGACCAGACGAGAAGCCGUACGGGUGUGACCAAUGCACGAAGAGCUUCAGUCUAAGUGAACACCUGAAGGGCCACAUGAAGACUCACACCGGGGAGAAACCCUACAGCUGUGACCAUUUCAAAAAGCGCUUCGCUCGGCAUGGCGACCUGAACGUCCACAUGAGGACUCACUCCGGCGAGAAGCCCUACAGGUGUGACCAAUGCCCGAAGCGCUUCAGUCAAACAAGCCACCUGAAGAGCCACAUGAUGACUCACUCCGGCGAGAUGCCCUACAAGUGUGACCAAUGCACGAAGCGCUUCAGUUGGACAAGCAGCCUGAAGACCCACAUGAGGACUCACUCCGGCGAGAUGCCCUACAAGUGUGACCAAUGCACGAAGCGCUUCAGUCAUGGCGGCAACCUGAAGAAGCACCUGAGGACUCACACCGGCGAGAAGCCCUACAAGUGUGACCAAUGCACGAAGCGCUUCAGUGUGAAAGGCAACCUGAAGAUCCACAAGAGGACUCACUCCGGUUAGAAGCCCUACAAGUGUGACCAAUGCACGAUGCGCUUCAGUCAGCAAGGCACCCUGAAGAUCCACAUGAGGACUCACUCCGGUUAGAAGCCCUGCCUGUUAGUGCAUUGCAACGCCAGCUACAGCGACCCAAGCAAUUUGAGUGUGCACAUGCUUAAGCACACGGGCAAUGGGGUGCUUUCACACAGGGUAACGGGGCGCUUUGAUUGAGAGCUCUGUCCGGUAUUUGUCGAAAUUAAUGCUUUUAGUUUUUCUUUUUAUCAGGAUUAAACACUU